This is a messenger RNA of Aedes albopictus (Asian tiger mosquito), 4909 nucleotides long. RefSeq lists its product as uncharacterized. Lineage: Eukaryota; Metazoa; Arthropoda; Insecta; Diptera; Culicidae. The record is from RefSeq and is a predicted model, not a curated record. Gene Ontology annotation, molecular function: RNA polymerase II cis-regulatory region sequence-specific DNA binding; DNA-binding transcription factor activity, RNA polymerase II-specific. Gene Ontology annotation, biological process: regulation of transcription by RNA polymerase II. Gene Ontology annotation, cellular component: nucleus.
UCUCUUACUUAUCUCUAAUUCUAGGAACAUCAUCUGCAGCGAGCGAUAUGCACCGGUCUAAUCAUUCCCACGCCGGAGGUGUUCGAGGCCACCGAUUCGGAGUUCUACGAAAAGUAUUACCCGACGGACUACAAAAUGCCCAAGCAGAUGAUCCACAUGCAGCCAGCGCUCAACCUGGAACAGGACGUGCCCGAUUACGACAUGGACAGCGCGGACGAGCAGUGGGUCAACACGCAGAACAAACGGCUGGAUCUAGAUCCGCUCAAGUUCGAAACGAUGAUGGACCGACUGGAGAAAAGCUCCGGCCAGACGGUGGUCACGCUGAACGAAGCCAAAGCCCUCCUCAAGCAGGACGACGAGCUGAGUAUAGCAGUGUACGACUACUGGCUCAACAAGCGGCUGAAAACGCAACAUCCACUAAUCCUGUCGGUGAAGACGGAAACCAGGGGAAACACCACGCCGAACAAUCCGUAUCUGGCAUUCCGAAGGCGAACCGAGAAGAUGCAAACCAGGAAGAAUCGAAAGAACGACGAAUCUUCCUACGAGAAGAUGUUGAAGCUGAGGCGGGACCUGAGCCGAGCGGUUACCCUUCUGGAGAUGAUCAAGAGGCGAGAGAAGAUCAAGCGCGAGCAGCUGCAUCUCGGUAUCGAGAUCUAUGAAAAACGCUACCAGACGCAGGACUUCAAUGGUCAACUUUUGUCGGAGUUCACGGCAAAUGCGACCAAGGCGUCAAGACCUGCGUUUGCACCGAUCUACUCGAACCAGUAUUCGUCGCAUCACUCCACACUCAGCGGUUCGGCCGGAGCAGGAACCAGUGGAUCGGGUCCGUAUCACGGUCCGUCAUCAUCAUCGUCCCAUUACCAUCAUCACGUCGGUGGAACCAGUUCCAGCAAGCGUGACAGCGAAAGUCUGAGCAGCAGUCGGAAAGAGAAACGCCAGUACAAGAAACGGAAGCACAAAAUACAAAAGGAACGGUCAUCGGGCAGCAGUGCGACGGUGACCGGUAGCUCCGCUGCUGGGCUGGGUUCGGCUGGUGUUGGAACGGGAGGAGUCGGUGGUUACCACCACUACCAGUACCAUCCGGCUGGAACCGGCGUUGGUGGGCUGGGUGGUAUCGCGGCGGCGUCCGGUGCUAGUGCACGAGGGGAUGCCGCCGUUGGGGCCGGUUUGAGCAGUGGUACUGUCGAUCCGGCGUUAUCUUCCGACGAGGAGGAGCUUGCAAACCUGCAAGGAACCACCGCUCCGGAGGAGGAGUACGCGUAUGCAUUUCGGCGGAGUAAACUUAGUCAAUACCAUAGGCCCAUUACGAAAGGCUUCGGCGAUUGGCCGUGGGUUUCGAAGGAGGAAAACGGAAAAGCGGAUCUUCGUUAUCGGUUUGCCCUCACAUCCUUGCGACAUCCCAGACCCCGCUGCAUCGGAUUCGCCCGGAGAAGGAUCGGUCGCGGCGGCCGGGUGAUAAUUGAUCGCGUCUCUACCGAUUUGGACGAUCUGUGGUCCCGGUUGGACUACAAGAUCAUCGAAUCGGAAACAACCCCAGCGGCGGCCGUUGCCAUGGAACCCGAGGAGGAAAGCAUCGUCAUCCCGGUGCCGUCCAGUGCCGGUUCCGCUGCACUAACGGCACCCACGGCCACGGCAACAUCAACCUCAACGACUGUCAUCAGCCAGAUGGAGCGAAAGUGGAACGAACUGGAAUCGGCACUAGCCGCGAAUAGUGGUGGUGUGAAACGAACAAGACAACUAGUGAUCAAAGAAGAAACGGACAUGGAUGAUCUGUUCAUGGCCAAUUUCGGGUUGGCCCGAAGAAUAAAAACCGACGGCCUGUCGGAGGAAGUGGAAGUGAAACAGGAAAAGUGUAGUGAUGAAAGGACAUCGGCGGUUGCGGCAGGUGGAACGUCCUCGUCGACGUUUGUAAUUAGUAGUAAUAGUGGUAGCAGUAGCAGUACUAGCGUUAGUGUGAAUAACUCAGAAAAUAAUGUGAUAAAAAGUGAAGCUGGUGGCAUUGUGACAGUGAAACAGGAAGUCCUGGAAGAUUACGAGCACAUGAUAGACAAUGUAAAUAAUAGCUAUAGGAAUCGGAUUAGCAACAAUAGCAACAGCAACAGCAGCAGCAGCAGUAGUAGCAGUAACGUCAUCAAUAGUAGAAACAAUUUUAACCAAUCGUUUAGCAAUAGUAUUAACAAUAGUUUGCAGAAUCGAGCAGUAUCCCAGUAUCAGCAGCAGUUGCUGCAGCAGUCGUUGAGAGCACUCCAGCAGAAAACGACGGCACCUGGGGGGACGUCAUGUAUGUCGCCGGAUGCAUCCAGCAGUAGUCGGUUGAAUGUGGACACGGGCUUGGACGAGACGGCGACAUCCUCUGCGGACAGCAAAGCUAUUGCCAGUGUGUAUACGGAUCUGUUGAACGACAUCCAGUCUAGUUGGCUACACUUUCGACCUAAAACGCCGGAACCGAUGCCGCUUAUUGAGGACGGAUUGCUGGACGAUGAUCCGUUGUUCCAAACGGAUGCCAACCGGAUAGCGCUGGAGUUGCAAGCGCUGGAUGCUGAACUUCCUGGGGACAUUUUCAAUUCUACCGAAAGUGUAUACAGGACGAAGCAAUUCGCGCUGGACAGUUUGGUGGAACCCCAUCCGUUGGGAUUGGAACCGGCGGCAGUGGCGAAGGACGCAACGGAUGAGUUGGGGAUCAAGCUGGAAACUUGUUCCAAUUCGGAUAACAAUCUCAGUGGGGAUAGUUUGAAUGAUCUGAACCUCAGUUUGAGCGAGUCCAACGAGGACGAAAAGAUGCUGGACAAGAUCUUGCAAGAGUGCCAAAUUGACGACAUGAAGUCGUUGAACCAGACAAGCAAUUUCUGGAACGGAAUCCUGGAAGACGGAAUAUUGAAUCAGUUGGAGACGGCAGACGAGGCCGGUGCGGGCACCGGUGCUGACGUAAAGGAAGAUCCUUUAGCCAUGAAUGAACUCGUCAGUCCCACGCCCGUCGAAGGACUGCCGGUCCACAAAGUCGGAUACUGCUCAGAGUUGGUCGGUUACGAUCGGUUGGCAAACGUUGAACGUUACAAGAGCAAACGAAGGAAGAUUCUGAAGCGCUGUAACUAUCUGGUGGGGAGUAGUUUCUUCGCCGUGCGGAAUCCACCGUCGGAAGAAAUCUUCAAAAAGCUGUCCGAUUCUGAUGGACAUGCUCCUUUGGAUGGUGAAAAGGCAGAAGGAGUUGAAGCUGUUCCUACGGCAGAUCCGGAGGUUAAAGUGGAGGAAGACUCCGAUCCCAUCUCAGCGACAAUACCCGCCGAUCAGAUCAAAAUCGAGCCUCCCGACGAGUUGCUUGCCGCGUGUUCUCCGUCCGCUUCGUCCCAAUCGGCACCUCACCUGCAAACCAAUACUUCCGUUCCGGCAGUUGGAAGCACCUACCAGCAACAUUCUCUCUCAGCCCCGCAAAUCAAGCUCGAACCUCUCAACUACCUGCAAGCUGUUUCUCAUACCACUGCCACAGCGUCUCCAGCCGCGGCAUCCACAUCAUUCCUGAUCACAUCUCCGUCGGUGCAAGUGGUCCAACCAAGCCAAGCCACCUCAACCGUGUUGAAUCCCUUGGCCGCCGUAUCAUCCCAAACAACAAUCCCAGUAGUAACCGCCCAUCAGCAUCAACAGCAGCAUCCCCUGUCCGGUCAGAUCACUCUAACCGGAAAUACCGGCAGCGCCAGUAGCAGUGGCACCUCGACUCCCACCUCCAGCUACAUCGUGCAGCAUACGACCCCGAUCGUAUUGUCCCAACAGCAGAUGCAACAGAUAGCCACCAGUGGAGGAGGAAACAUCGUCACCGUCAGUGGGAAUCAGAUGGCCAUUACGAAGCAAGCACUUCAGCAACAAGGCCAACAACAGCAGCAGCACAUACAGCUUCAGCAUGCCACACAUACGCACCAGGGUGAAACGUACGUGCUAACGACGGCCACUCCGACGGGGCAGUCUCCGCUCAAGAAGCAGAUCAACGGACCGAACGAUAAGACAGUGAAACAAAAUGUCAUCAACCCCAAGCUGCAUACGCUUAUAAAUCAGAAACUGGCUGCUUCCGGUCAGAAAGCCGGCGAUCUCAGCAAAAAGCAGUUCGAAAUGAUAACCAAGGCUCUGGUUUCGCAGAAAAUGAUCGUCAAGUCCGCUACCCCGGCGAACCAUGGAACGACGGCUGCAACGGCUGCGGCGGCUGCUCAAGUGGUCCAGCAACAGCAACUACAACAGCAGCAGCAGCAACAGCAGGGAACGAGUGGAACCACGUACAGCACGAUACAGAACGCCGCUGGGCUGCCGAUCACAAUUCUAUCGGCAACCAGUCAAAAUCCCCAGCAGGCGACCCAGAACAAGAUCAUACUGACAUCGUCUCCUCAGCUGAUACACCAGGCAGCCGGACAGCUGAUGGCCGCUGCAGCAGCAGCUUCACCACACGGAAAGAUUUCCAUCAAUUCCAACCUGUUACAACAGCAGCAGCAGGGACAACAGAUAGCGCAGUUCCAAACGACGACGGAUGGUGGCCAGGUGCAGACGACUUCCGGUACGGCUGGAGGGCAGCAGCAGCAGAACGUGAAGUUCGAAAAAGCGGUCAACAUGUUGUUCGAUGCUGACAAAAAUCGGAUAGUGUACGCCAACAUCAAGAACAGUCGAGGGCAGUUCUUGGCGCAGCUGAAUCCCAAAGUUGUGAACAUCAUCCAGCCGAUCCAGCAGCAGAAGUUGAUCAACAGCGUUGGCGCUCUUCAACAGCAACAGCAACAACAGCAAACGGCAACGAAUGUGCAAAGUAUAUUGGGAGCAUCGUCCGGUGCCACUACAAUUGUAAAUAGCAAAGGAGGCAUCCAACGGAUACCAGCGGUCAGUAUUCGAGCCCAGCAGCUGCAACAGCAGCAUCAGCAGCAACAACAACAGCAGCAAA